Messenger RNA from Zeugodacus cucurbitae (melon fly), 2806 nucleotides. Its product is annotated as cyclin-dependent kinase-like 1. NCBI's taxonomy places the organism in Eukaryota, Metazoa, Arthropoda, Insecta, Diptera, Tephritidae. Gene Ontology annotation, cellular component: nucleus. The transcript is spliced from 8 exons. Gene Ontology annotation, biological process: protein phosphorylation. Gene Ontology annotation, molecular function: cyclin-dependent protein serine/threonine kinase activity; ATP binding. Bases 965 to 2350 code for a protein of 461 amino acids. The record is from RefSeq and is a predicted model, not a curated record.
AAGCCAAGCAGUAGGUGUAGCAUAACUGCAGGCGCAAAAGUAGCAACAGUAUAAAUCACAAACAACAGCUGUAUGGUUUGUUGUACGUCGCCACUAAACCGCAAGUUUAACGACGCCGUAAGAAAGGCGAAAAUAUUUUACGGUCACCUAACAAACGCCAAGUGAAGUGCGCGACGUUUGUAUGUGUGUGUGUGUGCUUUAUGUACUGGAAGGUGUAGCAGAAGCAGUAGUAGUGUGCAAUUAAAACGGCAUUAGUUUAUUACUAACCACUGCGGUUAGUGGCCAACUCACGCCACUACAAACGACACUUAAAUGUACAGUUCAAUCACCUUUGAUUUGGUCACAGUAAAUCGCUGACAUUUACGACAUUGAAAUGCCGAAAAGCCAAUUGUGAUUCAGAAAUUCACCGAUUUUCUUUGUGCUUAUGAAAAAAAUGUGUGAAUUAUUGAUUUUUACGCUGCGCAGCUGUUUGCGUUAAGCAACAGCAACCCUACAUCUACAUUUAUAAAUGUAUAUAAAAUACUGUUGUUGUGUAUGUAUAUAUACAUGUGUCAGUCAUUAAGUUGAAAUCAAUUUGUGUAAGCGGCUUACAAUAACACGGCUGUUAAUAAAUAAUAAUAAGUUAUUUACUAUUUAGUGCAUGAAAAAAUAGUUUUUAAAUAUUUUUCCAGCACUUUUUAUCCUCUUCGCAUUGCUCGCUCUAAUUUUUAUUAAAAAAAAAUUACAACAUUUUUUCACACAUCAUCAGCUUUUGCGCUGCGCUCAACGAUAUCAUCAUUUCAACCGCCAUUAAAUACGCAUUUUCAUAACGGAUUAAACCAAAAAACGCUGUACAUACACAAAAACGCUUGCAGUUUAUACGCUUUACACGCUACUUUAUUACUAUCCAAUCACUUUUUAAUUGAGUGUUGCACACAUACAAAUCCAUAAAUUGUUUGUACAAAAACAAAUAUAAAAUCAUUUCAUGUGUCCUUGUAAAAUGCUGCCACGCAAAGAGAUACCAACGCGUCGCUCCAAUUUGCUGCGUGGCCCUAGUUUGAGUGUAAGGCCUCAGGGUAGCAGUAAAAUGGAUCGCUACGAGAAAUUGAGUCGGCUUGGAGAAGGUUCAUAUGGUGUGGUCUACAAAUGUCGUGAUCGUGAAACGGGUGCCUUGGUGGCUGUUAAGCGAUUUGUGGAAUCCGAAGACGAUCCAGCUAUAAGAAAAAUUGCGUUACGUGAAAUUCGGCUGUUGAAAAAUCUGAAGCAUCCAAAUCUGGUGUCACUACUGGAGGUAUUCCGGCGUAAGCGACGUUUGCAUUUGGUAUUUGAAUUUUGCGAGCUGACAGUGUUGCACGAAUUGGAGCGACAUCCGCAAGGCUGUCCGGAGCAUUUAACCAAACAGAUCGUCUACCAGACGCUGCUGGGUGUGGCUUAUUGCCACAAACAGGGCUGCCUGCAUCGUGACAUUAAACCGGAGAAUAUACUGUUGACAGCGCAGGGACAAGUGAAGCUGUGUGAUUUCGGUUUUGCGCGGAUGUUGAGUCCUGGCGAGAAUUACACAGACUAUGUUGCCACCCGCUGGUAUCGUGCGCCGGAGCUGCUAGUCGGCGAUACACAGUAUGGCACUGCUGUGGAUGUGUGGGCAAUCGGCUGUCUCUUUGCGGAGCUGGUGCGCGGCGAGGCGUUGUGGCCUGGUAGGAGCGAUGUGGAUCAACUAUAUUUGAUACGCAAAACAUUAGGUGACCUGUUGCCGCGGCAUAUACAGAUUUUCUCACAAAAUGAAUAUUUUAAGGGCAUUACAUUACCAGUACCGCCAACGCUCGAACCGCUCGAAGACAAAAUGCCAGCUAAAUCACUACAAAAUCCGCUCACCAUAGACUUUCUCAAAAAAUGCCUCGACAAGGAUCCGGCCAAGCGUUGGUCCUGCGAAAAGCUCAUCAAACACUCAUACUUCGAUGAUUACGUUGCCAAACAGCGUGAACUGGAGCAUGUGAAUAGCCUCGAAGCGGCCGCAUUGCAACGACAACAACAAUUGCUACAGCAACAACAACAGUUGCAACAACAUUUGAUGUUGCAGCCGCAUAGUCAACAAUUGCAGCCACAAUCACAACAGCAUACACCGCUGCAGGCGCAACACCAUCAGCACCAGCAACAACAUCAGCAGCAACAACAACAGCAACAACAGCAAACACCAACAUUGCUGCUGGCAGCGCAGGCGGCGCGUGACAAAUCCAAGACUUCGAAUACAUCACUUCCAUUGCUGACCAACACACAGCUGUCGCAUCAUCAUCAGGACUAUGUGAAGCUGCAACCGAUUAACAAGAAUGCCACAUUGCUCCAUCGCACCGAACAUCAUUUGCCAACGAUAUAGUGUGUUACGCAGGCAUGUGUUCAGCAAAAAACCACAACACCAACAACAACAUCAACACAAAAACAUCAAGUAUGCUGCCGCUGGCCAGCUAGUAGCUGGCUGUUGUGGCAACAUUUGCUGGCUGGCGCAAAUGUGUUACAAUGCUUGCGCCGCUUGGUUGACCACCGUUAUAGCUUGUUGCAACUACAUUCUACUUUGUGUACGCUAUCCGGCAUGUAGUUGCAGCAGCACUUAAUUGGCGCAUUUUGUGGCGUGUUGCAGUGGCAUGUGAAGAAUUCUUGAAAGUCGUGGAAGAUGUGAAGAAUUUCGAAACAAUUUUGAUUUUCAUCCUUAAUUGAGAUCUCUCUUUUUAUUUCACUUAGACGCAUAUGUGUAUUUUUUUAUCAAACAAAAGCUGUAUAUGUCCAUAUAUAAAAUAUAAUUAAAUAAUAAAUAAAUUAGUAAUAAUCAAUGUAA